GAGCUCUUUCCCGUUUCUGUUGUGUUUAAGGUGUUUGCCCUCGGAGGUGCUGGGUCAUGGUGCUCGCUCCUCAAUUUUAUUUGUAAAUUGGAUUUUGGAUUUCAAAAUCUUCAAAACAUUUGCAGAUAUCUAUUAGAUAUGGCAAAAAUGGGAUUAUGGAAGAAUAGUUUCAAAGUUGGAUUUCUCUUUGUAAUGUGUUGUGGUGUUGUGUAUAGUGACUCCGAAGAUGAUACAGGUACUACAUCCGAUAAUAGUGACUCGGGGAUAACACUCGCAACGACAGUAUCAUAUUCUGCUGGUGAACAUACUCCACCUCCACAACCUAUAGAGGACACAUAUUAUAAAGAGGAGGAUGAUAAUAUGAAUUUAUUUGGAGGGUUUUUGACUGAACUGUAUGAGAAAGAAAAUGUUGCAAAAGUAGACGACGGGCAAAUCACUUCGGUUCCCUCAACCGGCAAAGUUACAGCCGAAAGCACAGGACAUAACGCUGUUCAGGAGCCUAACUUCGUGCCUGAUGUGUAUAUGUAUGAUUCAGAAGAAGAAGACGAUUUGGAUACGCAUGGAGGAGAAUUUAACAUUCUUGAAAAAAUAAGUGAACAGUCCUCGAAAAGAGGAAGUGGUUCAGAUGGAUCCAGUAGUGCGUCGAGUGAAGAAUCCUCAUCUAGUGAAAAUAAUGCAGGUGGAAGCGAUGGUGAUUUGAACGGAAAAUCAGACAGUAUGUUAAGUUCAAGUGGAGUGGCUCGCGAUUCUUACGAUGGAUCAACAGGUUCAGAUAGUUCAAGUAGUGAAUCUAAAGGUGGAAAUGAUGUUAACCGUGUAUCUGGAGAGUUAGAAGGUGAUGAGAAAUCCAACAAUGGCUUCCGUCUUGCAGCUCCUUCUGGAGACAGCAGCGACGAUUCUUCCAAUGAAGAUUCAGGAGAAGGGAGCUCUAAGACCAAAAAUUGCAAAUGUAAGGAGAAAGGAGGAGAUGGAGAAAACAAUUCUGGAUCUAGCGAAAAUGGAUAUGGAUCUAACAGUGGUGGUUCAGGUAGUAGUGACUCAGGCAGUAGUGGAUCUUUCAGUGGAAAUACAGAUGAAGAUUUGUCACGUGGUGGAAGAGUCGGAGACCAAGGUGACUCUAGUAGUGAAGAGAGCUACUAUGAUUCUUCCUACAGCGAAGAGCACAGUAGUAGUGAAAGUGUUGAAGAACCCGAAAACCCCAUAGAUAGCCCUAAUUCUCCAGACUCCCCUAAACAAGGACGCGAUAACGGCCUUAAUAAAGAACGAAAAGACUACGGUACUUCCAUUCAUCGUCUUUUCCAACAUAACACCAACACUCUCGUAAAAGUAGUGAAUAGAUAUUCCUCUGAUACUCCAUCUGGUCCUCAGGGAAAUGAUCUUUCUCGAAACUUCUACCCUCGCAUAUCAACUCAUGAAUCAAAGUCUAGGCCUCCAAUAGCAUCUUAUAUUGUCCCAAUGUCCACCACACCACCUCCAGUUAGCGGUGGGCCACCUAGCAUCACAGAAAUCACACGGAAAGUGCAUAUACGGGAGUAUCUUGAGCCACCUGUUAUCCGUGAUUACAAUCUGACCCCUAAAACCUCGUUCUGGUUGCCACCGGAUGUCGCUAAACCUCCAGAAUGGCAGGAUCAGAAAGAAUGGAUAAAUAUCAAAAUUGACUUGGAGAAGCCUGCUCACUGGAUAGAGGAUCCCAACUCUAAUGGAAGCAUUCCUCGUUGGAACAUCCCGUAUAUUCCUCCCGAUUGGUUCAAAAAACAAAACGAAAAGCUCACCACCCAGCUUCAUUUCGAACUAACAACACCUGGUCCCAAUAUGGUUCACUGGUCACCGAAGCCAAAUGAAAAUGAUAGGACGACACAUGUCCCAGAAUACUUAGCCAGGAAACGAGUUUGCGACAGGAAAUUUGACAUCGUGUUGGCGAUAGACGGUACAGGCAACGAAAAAGACUUUGGAUAUUUGAAGGGAGCUCUAGUGCAGCUCCUGGACCGGCUUAUCAUGGGAGAGAAUAAGGUGCAGGUUGGAGUGGUGUUACUGGGUAAUAACGACGCUCUACAGAUACCCGUCAGUGGAGACCGCUCAGAACUAGAGGACAGAAUAGCUCGAUUAGGUUUACCCGAAGAUAGCAAUAGAUAUGAUAUUGCGUUGAAAUCUGCUGGAGAACUUGUUGAGACACAAGGCAGGAAAGGUGUCUCUAAAGUAAUAAUCAUGAUUGUCAAUGAUAAAUCCCGAUACGACUAUUACACCCAAAUGGAAGCAGCGCGUCUUCACAGAAGGGGAAUCUCCGUGUUUACCGUUGGGGUUGGAUACAAUACAAAUGAAGAAGAGUUGAAACUCAUAUCCUCUAGUGAGAACGAGAUUAUCCGAGUGAAGAAUUACGUCCACCUUGUCUACCUGAUGACUGGAUAUGUCCAGCUGUUCUGUAACGUGGAGGACAAUUACCUUCCUCCACCAACCCUAGCUCCACCUCAACAAACUGUAACACCGAAAGGCAAUGUAAUCACUAAACUGACUACAGACGUUAAUUCAGAACCAACUCCUAGGGAAGCAAAGAUACUCUGUGAGGGUUGUAAAAUGACCAAUGGCGCUGGAUUCAACAGUCAUCCCAAUGAAUGUAACUUGUUUGUCCACUGUUAUUAUGGAGAACUUGGUCGUCUUAGAGCAAUGAUACAAAGGUGCCCAUUUGGACAAUUUUGGAAUCAAACUAUUCUGUCUUGUCAGUAUUCAGAAAGAUCUUAUUGUCCUGUGGAUCGCUGCAGUUAUGUCAGGGAGAAGGAGUAUGAGGAACCAGAAAACUGUCGCGCCUUCUGGGAGUGUUCGAAUGGCUAUUCCAUAGGAAGAUGUUGUAGAUUUGGAUUUCAUUACGUAAAAGGGGAGGGUUGUGUCAGGGAUGUUGAUAGGACCUGUCGUAAAAGCUGUCCAUUGAAUUCACCAGUGGAACUGAAUUCUUAUAACACACCUACAAGGCCAGUUUGUGACAAAAUUCCAAUCGCUAACGAUAGACAGAAUUUCAAGCAGCUAAUGAUAGGGAUAGGAUAUGUCACAAUGCCCUGUCCAGAAGGAACGCAAUAUAACGAAAGAAAGUGCACAUGCGCAGUAAUAGAACCCGGUUAUCCGACCUUUAAGGCGACUAACGUCCAGAAACCUGUUGCUGGCUGCACACCCGAGGUGAAAUUAAACUUCAAUAAUGGUGUCACCGAUGCAUCUGGAAAAUGGACUUAUAUUAGCAAUGAAAAUGUAGAUGUUCAAGAUGGAAUGGCAGUCUUCAAUGGAAAAAGUCGAUUGCUUAUUCCUAGGUUCACAAAUGUUGACUUCGGCAAAACCUUAGUCAUACGCCUUCGUUACAAGGAACUGGAAAAAUUAGAGUUUAACGAGUCACAAGCUUUAAUUAACAAUGGAGACUGUGGCGAUGUUGGGUCCAUUCAAGUAUUUACAAAGCGUAAUUCCGUUGGAUACACGGUGAAAACAACAAGACAACCCGGUCACGUUGCAUUACAACUCCAUAAACCACAUUCAGAGUGGAAAGACGUUGAAUAUAUUGUGUCUGACGGAAAACUUGAAGGUGUAUUAAAUGGAGCACACGCCUCAAAGAGUUCACUUGGUGCUGUGGAGUCAAGACAGUGUGCUCUACAGGUCGGUUUUGGGCCGGGUCAUAGAAAUUUUAGAGGUCACCUUUCUAUGUUGGAAAUCUACCUAUGCAAACCAGAAAAAGCGAUGAAGUAUUCUUGAUAGCUCUUCGUCCUUUACAUGAUUAGAAAUCCAGGUUUUAAAGGAGAACAAACUAUAUACAAAGUAUUAGUAUGACAAGACACAUUAAAAAAAUUAUCACGAGAUUAUUUCAUUCAAAGUGCUUCUGGAUUCCUACUUUUCAAAUGAAAUCCUUACUCACUUUGAACAUGCCUUUUCGAACACGCAGACCACAAUCUGAUUGGUUUUAUAUAUACCCAAUACGCAGCUGUGUUUAACUGUGCAUAUUUUGUACUGUAUUUUCUGUGUAUAUAUAUACCUCAUAUGUGUAACAAAUAACAUACUUGUAUAUAUUACAUCCAUCAUAUUAUCAUGAUUUGAUCGUUAUAAAUCAGGGAUAUAACAAAGCAAAAUUAAUAGUGAUAACAUUCGAUUUCGUAUAACGUCAAGUGUAUAUUACACAGUAGAGAAGCACUGAUCAUUCUGUUCACUGUGUGAGAUCUUUACUGUCACAUGAGUAUGAUGAUGCAUUAAAUUAACAUUGUAUUGUGAUGUUGUGGUUGUGUACAAACCAUGCUCAUUCUUAGAAAAAGUUGUUUUUGUCUCAUAUUUUAUAUAAAAUAUUCUAUCAAAAUCUCA
This is a messenger RNA of Saccostrea echinata, 4323 nucleotides long. RefSeq lists its product as uncharacterized. Gene Ontology annotation, cellular component: extracellular region. The transcript is spliced from 12 exons. Gene Ontology annotation, molecular function: chitin binding. Bases 139 to 3726 code for a protein of 1195 amino acids. The record is from RefSeq and is a predicted model, not a curated record. NCBI's taxonomy places the organism in Eukaryota, Metazoa, Mollusca, Bivalvia, Ostreida, Ostreidae.